UAAGCAUCAUAGGAUAAUUGCACUACAUUCACCUCUCUUCCCCUCAACUCAAUCCAUAUCUUCUUCCAACUCAAAACCAAAAUAUAAUUUGCAUUCAUCCCCAACACCCAAAGCUCCAUAUUCCCUAUCUUUACCCCCCAAUUUUCCUAACCAAAUCCAGCAAAACCCAGCUCUUGAAUUCAUUAUAGUGUGUUUCUGUAAUUCUCUCACCCAUAAAAUACUUAAAAACAGACCAGAAAAUAAUGAGGCCUAAAUCCCACCCAAUCCUCAACCUUAAGUUCCUCAUUCUUGGCGUCUUUACGGCGUUCUUCCUCCUCUUUGUGCUAAGAUCAAAUUUUUCAACUUCCGUGCAAAGUGAGUCUCCCAUUUCACCAACUUUCAUACCCAAAGAUUCGGUUAUUACCAAAGAUGCAAAAGCAGCAAACUGCUCAACUUGCACCAAGAUCCCACCCAGCCUAGCUCAAGCACUCAUCCACUACUCAACUUCAACCAUCACCCCACAACAAACACCGAAAGAAAUAUCAGUGUCAGCUAGAGUCUUAGAAAAGAAGUCACCAUGCAACUUCUUGGUUUUUGGCUUAGGCCAUGACAGCCUAAUGUGGAGUGCACUCAACUAUGGUGGCCGGACUAUUUUCCUUGAAGAAGAUGAGGCAUGGAUACAGCAAAUCAGACACCGGUUUCCCAUGCUCGAGUCCUAUCAUGUCACUUAUGAUAGCAAGGUGAAUCAGGCCAAUAACCUCAUGGAAGUUGGCAGGGGACCUGAGUGCACAGCACUUAGUGAUCCUAGAUACUCAAUGUGUCAACUUGCCUUGAAAGGUUUGCCUAGUGAAGUUUAUGAAACAAAAUGGGAUUUGAUUAUGGUUGAUGCACCAACAGGUUAUUAUGAGGAGGCACCAGGAAGGAUGAGUGCUAUAUAUACAGCUGGGAUGAUGGCAAGGAACAGGGAAGAUGGAGAAACUGACGUGUUUGUACAUGAUGUGAAUAGGGAAGUGGAGGAUAAGUUCUCCAAGGCAUUUCUAUGUGAAGAUUACAUGAAGAAACAAGUAGGCAGGUUAAGGCAUUUUACUAUUCCUAGUCACAGAGAUGACUCUGACAAGCCCUUUUGCCCACAAUAAUUUUUCUUCCACUUGUAUUUUUUUGCCUGAUCCAUGUUCAUCCUUUUGAGGGACAUUUGGCUGAAUUUGUUUGAAAUUUCAAUGACAAAAAAGAAUAUAGGUUUCCUAUGCUAUUGGGCUAAAUUUUGAAUGCCUAUGCCAAAUAAUACAUGUGAUCGACCUUGGCUAGUCUAUUGAGGAUUCAUAGCCCAUCCCAAAUUUUGGGACUACAGCUUGGUUGUUGUUGUUGUUGUUUGGGUUCUCGUGAUUGUAUUAGAGUUUAUAGAACUAAAAUAAGAGCGGAAAGGUGUACAUUUCCCAA
Molecule: messenger RNA, 1416 nt
Organism: Quercus lobata
Lineage: Eukaryota; Viridiplantae; Streptophyta; Magnoliopsida; Fagales; Fagaceae
Gene: GXM3
Product: glucuronoxylan 4-O-methyltransferase-like protein (DUF579)
Exons: 1
Coding region: 243-1115 (290 amino acids)
Biological process (GO): xylan biosynthetic process
Source: RefSeq, a predicted model, not a curated record